ACGAUGGUUGUCCAGAAGUAAUAAAAAGACUACCUACAAGUGAUCAAAGUGAUAUGGCCGCGCCCAAACGAAGAAAUUUAGGGGAUGUUAUAAAAAAUAUGACUGCUAAUAACAAAGUUUUUCUUGGAGACCCUGAUUUAACCAAGCUAUGGAAUUUAAAGCCAGAUAAUUUAGAAGCUUGCAAAGGACCCGAACGAGAUUUUGUACCAUCAUUUGAUUCAUUUUUCCAGGAAGCAUUUGAACAAUUGGAUGCAAAAUUGUGUAUUGAAAGUCAAAACAAAAAAGUAAAUGAUGUAAACUUUAGAUGGCGUGCACUAAGACUAUUAUCUCGUAAAAGUCCACAUUUUUUUACCAAAAGCGAUGAUCCUAUUCAAAAAUUAUCUGAAUAUUUAGAAAAUAUUGUUAAAAAAACAAUGACGGACGGAAAUUCUGAAUCAAUUUUAAUUUUGUUGAAUUGA
Acyrthosiphon pisum (pea aphid) is the source of this 458-nucleotide messenger RNA. RefSeq names its product THO complex subunit 1-like. The coding region runs from base 54 to 458 and encodes 134 amino acids. Gene Ontology annotation, cellular component: THO complex part of transcription export complex. Gene Ontology annotation, biological process: mRNA export from nucleus. NCBI's taxonomy places the organism in Eukaryota, Metazoa, Arthropoda, Insecta, Hemiptera, Aphididae. The record is from RefSeq and is a predicted model, not a curated record. The transcript has 4 exons.